Messenger RNA from Macrosteles quadrilineatus (aster leafhopper), 1014 nucleotides. RefSeq lists its product as uncharacterized. NCBI's taxonomy places the organism in Eukaryota, Metazoa, Arthropoda, Insecta, Hemiptera, Cicadellidae. The coding region runs from base 1 to 1014 and encodes 337 amino acids. The record is from RefSeq and is a predicted model, not a curated record. The transcript has 3 exons.
AUGAGAAAUGCUAUUCCUGCAAGAGCAAAGCUGGAAGUUGCUUUAAGGUAUUUGGCUGCUAGUGACAGUUACCAGUCUAUUUCAUUACUGUUCCGUAUUCCGGCUUGCACGAUUUCAAGAUUUAUGCCAGAAGUGCUAGAAGCUAUUACAACUGCACUUAGUGAUUACAUGAAGGCAGCCAUCUCGUCGAUCUCCACUGAUGAAGUGGAUGAAGGCCGGGUCUUGUCAGUUCCACAAACUCAGGAGGAGUGGGUCAAGAUUCAGAAAAACUUUGAAACUAAAUGGAAUUUCCCUUCAUGUUGUGGUGCCAUUGAUGGUAAACAUGUUGCCAUUAAACGUCCACCGGGAAGUUGUUCUGAAUUUUUUAACUAUAAAGGAGGUUAUAGUGUAAUUCUUUUGGCACUGGUUGACGCUGACUGCAAAUUUAUGUACAUCGAUGUGGGAAGCAAUGGAAGAGCCAAUGACGGUAAUGUUUUCAGAUUAUCUACUCUGAAGUCAGCGAUGGACAACAAUCAGUUAGAUUUUCCAAAUGAUUACAUUAUUGUGGCUGAUGACGCCUUUCCCUUGUCUCCAAACAUGAUGAAGCCAUUUUCAAGAAGAAACCUAGAUUUAAAGGAACGUAUCUUUAACUACCGCUUGUCGAGAGCACGCAGAGUAGUCGAGAAUGCCUUUGGCAUUUUGGCUGCAAGAUUUCGAAUCUUUGGAAAGGAGAUUGAAGUCGAUUUACCCACUGUAGAUCUAAUCGUAAAAUGUGCGUGUACUAUCCAUAACUGGCUACGGACAACAUCACCUGGAACAUACUUUGAAAGAGGUUGGGUCGACUACGAAGACAUAGAGACAGGAAUCUGUCACCCUGGUCAGUGGCGGACAAUAGGAGUCGAGCUUCCUUCAAUAACAGGAGGUCGGAAAACAAACUCGUAUUCAAAGAGAGCUUCGGAUAUAAGAAAAAAAUUGGCCGAUUACUUCAGUGCAGAAGGGCAAGUUUCUUGGCAACUGAAAGCUAUUGGCAUGUGA